GCAAAAUUCUCUGUUGACGCUUCAGGCAACAGCUCACGCCCUAUGCAUGUUAUGUCAGCAAAGCUUGGAAUCAUCAUAUUGAGUCAAUGUCAGCCACCGGAACCCCGAGGUAGCGCGAUAUAGAAGUCAAACGACAUGCGCUGAAUCACCCAGGAAACCAUUCAGAUCAUUCAACACAUUCUAUUUCCAGACGGAAAAUCAUGGCAUUCGCCCACCGCAAUCCCCUAGCCAAGACCCUUCGUUCUCUCCAUAUCCCAGGAAACCCAAUCGUCCUAACAAAUUGCUACGACGCCGCAACAGCCUCGGCAGUAUGCUCCCACCCUUCAACAAAAGCAGUAGCAACAGCCUCAUACGCCAUAGCAGCCACCUCAGGCUUCACAGACGCAGGCCUCAUCCUCGAAGCCAACCUAGCCGGAAUCCGGAGAAUCAGUGCCGUAGUCGAAAAUUUUGCCCUUCCUCUGACCGCAGAUAUGCAAGAUGGGUACGAAGAUCUCGCAACGAAUAUCAGGAAAGCCAUCGAGGCUGGAGCCGUAGGGUGUAAUCUCGAAGAUGAGAAUCAUGAGACUGAAGAAUUGAGACCUUUUGGCGAAGCUGUUGAGAGAAUUUCGCGGGCUGUCGCAGCGGCGAAGGAAUGUGGAGUUCCGGAUUUUUGUGUCAAUGCUCGCACGGAUGUUGUGGCGAAAGGGGGGACGAUUGAGGAAGCUAUUGAGAGAGGCAAGGCGUUCUUGAAGGCUGGGGCUUUGACGGUGUUUGUUUGGGGUGGGCCGAGUGGGAGGGGUUUGAGAGAUGAGGAGAUUAGACGGUUGGUGGAAGGUUUGGGAGGGAUGGUUAAUGUGAAGAUGAAUUUGAGGGCUGGGUUUUUGAAUUCUGGAGAGCUGGCGCGGUUGGGUGUCGCGAGGAUUAGUAUUGGGCCGGAAUUGUUUUUGAAGGCUAUGGAGGGGUUUAAUGCUGCGUUGCAGGAUUUGCAUGUGAAUGCGAAGAGGUUCUAGUUUGCCUUGCUCGAGAGUCCAGCUUCGGAUACAAGUUCAUAUCCUUGUCUUCU
Molecule: messenger RNA, 1042 nt
Organism: Pseudocercospora fijiensis CIRAD86
Lineage: Eukaryota; Fungi; Ascomycota; Dothideomycetes; Mycosphaerellales; Mycosphaerellaceae
Exons: 1
Coding region: 201-989 (262 amino acids)
Molecular function (GO): catalytic activity
Source: RefSeq, a predicted model, not a curated record